Ostreococcus tauri is the source of this 648-nucleotide messenger RNA. RefSeq names its product DNA-binding HORMA. The coding region runs from base 1 to 648 and encodes 215 amino acids. Gene Ontology annotation, cellular component: kinetochore; cytoplasm; nucleoplasm. Lineage: Eukaryota; Viridiplantae; Chlorophyta; Mamiellophyceae; Mamiellales; Bathycoccaceae. The transcript has a single exon. The record is from RefSeq and is a predicted model, not a curated record. Gene Ontology annotation, biological process: mitotic spindle assembly checkpoint signaling.
AUGUCCACCGAGCCCGCGUCGAAAGCGAUCGCGCUGCGGGGCUCCACCGACCACGUCGUCGAGUUCUUCGGGUACGCCGUGAACAGCGUGCUGUACCAACGCGGGGUGUAUCCGCCCGAGUCGUUCGAGCGUAAGAGCAAGUACGGGAUAGGGGUCAUGGUGACCUCGGAACCGAAGUUGAGGGAGUACUUAGUGAACGUCCUCGAGCGCGUCGAUCAGUGGUUGAUGGAGAGCGAUCUGAGGAAGCUGGUGCUGGUGCUCGCGGACGCGCGCACGGGGGCGACGGUGGAGCGUUGGGCGUUCGACGUGCAGACUGAUGGAAGCAAGACGAGACGGGACGGGGAGAACGCGGGAGACGCAAACGGAGAAGAAACGAUGAAGACGGAGAAGACGGAGAAGGAGAUCAUGCAGGAGAUUCAGGCGAUCAUCCGUCAGAUCACGGCGUCGGUGUCGUUUUUGCCUCUGCUCGACCGAGAGUGCGCGUUCGAGCUCCUGGCGUACACGGAUAAAGAGAGCGCGACGCCGGACGAGUGCGAGGAGAGCGAUCCGAAGUACGUUCGCGACGGGGUGGAGAUGCGUCUACGAUCGUUUAGCACGAAAAUUCACAAGAUCGAGGCGGGGGUGUCCUACAAGACGGAUGACGCGUAG